AUAUAAUAGUUAAGUAAUAUAUCAACAUCAAAGAGUGAACCGGUUUAAAAACCGUGGAAGAAUUAUUUAAAACAGCCAGGAAUAGAGAGCGCUGCAAAGAUCUGACUGCCAACCUCCAAUGAUGGACAGGCACUAUAAGAAGAAGAAGUAAUAAUAUAUGCGCAUAUUGCUAACAACUGAUUAAAGUCAAGGUUUCCUAAUUUAGAUUAUGCGAAAGGUUACCUCCUUACUGUUACUGUCACUCAUACAUAAUAUUAUAGUCAUCCUACCUGCACACAAUAUACCUACUUACUGAAGUACUGAAAUAAAGCCCUAUUUUGUCGUUACAAGGUUUAUAAUGAAAUAAUGAAAAUACCUAUAACCGCGACUGAAGAAGUUACAAGGGUAAAGGUAAGCAGGUUACCAUAGGAUAAGGAUAUUGUUAGAUCGAUGGUAGGGCGGCAGUAACUUGAAACUGCGACCAGCGACGGACUUCCAUAUUGUGCCAAACUAUUUUCAGCCUCAAAAUGAAUGACAGUGAAAUUGAGUCUCUCAGAAAUGAACUGGAAUACGAAAAACGUUGUAGAGAAACUGCAUCAUGGCAAAACGGGCACUUAGAGAAGCAAAUAGUGAACCUUCAAGAGGACCUGCGGAGACCAGACUACUCCUGGGACGGGGACGAAGAGCUGGAGAAGGAGAGCGACCGCCACAGGAACCUUCUGGAAGCCAUCGAGUCUCUGCGCAAAGAGCUGCCGAUAUUGAAGGACAAAAUCAGGAACGCCAAGAUUUGUGGGCCUGACUGCAGGCUGAAACAUGAUGACCUCAACAUUAAUUUGGAUAUCUUAACGCCCUCGGAGCUUCUUCGCACAGUGAAGAGGUUCGAGCGCAUCAAGACCGACCUGAUCAGCACGCUGCGCAGCAAGGAGUGGCGCCUCGACUCCGAGUCCAAGUUGUUCGUGCGAGUGAAUGACCAGCGGACGUACCUGCACAACGAGCUGAUGAUCUGCCAGAACAACAUCAUGCGGCUGCAGAGGAACGCGCCCUUCGGACAUUACAAUGUUGCCCGUAGGAGUGACGAGAGAGUCUUGGACCCAAAGCGAGGCCCCAUAAAGAAGAUAUUCGGGGAGAAACUUGCACCGAUCUCCACAUAAAUUAUAUAAGAGCUGUUACAUGAUGUUAUAGUGGAAGUUGUGACCAAAAU
Messenger RNA from Plutella xylostella (diamondback moth), 1180 nucleotides. RefSeq lists its product as uncharacterized. The record is from RefSeq and is a predicted model, not a curated record. Lineage: Eukaryota; Metazoa; Arthropoda; Insecta; Lepidoptera; Plutellidae.